This is a messenger RNA of Anthonomus grandis grandis, 1743 nucleotides long. RefSeq names its product dynein regulatory complex subunit 3-like. NCBI's taxonomy places the organism in Eukaryota, Metazoa, Arthropoda, Insecta, Coleoptera, Curculionidae. Bases 67 to 1698 code for a protein of 543 amino acids. The record is from RefSeq and is a predicted model, not a curated record. Gene Ontology annotation, molecular function: protein binding. The transcript is spliced from 10 exons.
UUUUGCCGCAGGAACGCUGCUGACGUACGGCACAUUGACAGUUACAGCUGGACUUUUUUUGAAAACAUGUUAAACCCUUGUAAAGAGAGAGAGCCCAGGGUGAUUGAUAAUGCCCUCAUACAGAAAUGUAUCGAUUUGCAAUAUCCUGAAGGAGAGGUGGGACGUCUGCUUCGCCUAGAAGGUAUCCCCAUGGAAGAAGUGGAACAAAUCAGUUUUGACUACUUGUACAUCCUGAAGAUAGACCAUCUGUGGGUAUUGAAGUCGUUGGUGAAACUGAGCCUGAACAAUAAUUUCAUAGAAAAAAUUGAAAAUUUAGAGACCCUAGUGCAUCUUAAGGAACUGGACUUAUCCUUUAAUAAAAUUAAAAAAAUCGAAAACCUGGAUAAUUUAAUCAAACUGGAAAAAUUGAGUUUCUACGAGAACCUUAUCGAGACAGUGGAGAACAUGGAUAAGCAGAAAAAUUUAACCGUUUUCAGCAUAGGAAAAAAUCGAAUAUACGAAAAGAGCAACGUGAACUAUUUUAGGAGAUUUCCCGCCUUGACCUCGCUUAAUAUGGCUGAUAAUCCGUGCACCGAAGACGAAAUAUUUCGACUUUAUGUGGCGGCUUUCCUACCGAAUUUAUUCUAUUACGAAUAUAAAAUGAUUAAACCUGAAGAGAGGGAAAGAGGGACUGCAAUUUUCGAAGACUCCCUCAAGGUUCUACUGAGGGCCGAAGAAGAAGAGAAGGUCAAACGAGACGCCAUCGAAAAGGAAAUUUCCGAUGCGGAAAUGCACUCGAAAAUGUUCGUGGAACAUUUAAACUCGGGCAAAUUGUUCGAGGAAAUGUAUCGUAACGAUGACGAAGGAAAAGCUCUGCUCGAGAUCGGAGAAGAAGUAACCGAACUGUACGAGCACUACCAAGAGCAAUUCAAAGAACAUUGCGAGCAAAUAUUUAAAGUGGGCGAGAAGCAUUUCGCCAUUAGACAAACGGAAAUCGAGAGUUUCGAGAGGAGCGUCGAAAGGGCCAAGAAGGAAAACCAGGAAGAGAGUAUUAAGCAUAUGGAAGAGUUUAUGUCUACCAAAGAAUCGAUAUUCCAAGGGGUGAAGGAGUGCAAACUGCAGCUACACCACGACGCCAUCGCCGAGGACGUCUUUGAAGUCCAAAUCGACGAAUUCAGGAUAUCAUUUCAGGAAUCAAUGCAUAAAACGUGGAAGAACUUAAUGAGGUUAGAAGUAACACUGUUCGAGCAAAUUGAAGAAGUAAACCAAACUUACGGUCAAAUAAUGGGAGAAAUGAUAAACACAUUUAUAGAGGAGGUUCAGGGAAUAUUCACGAACAUACGGGCCAUAGAAGUGACAUUUUCCGAGAACCUAAGCGAUGCCGCCGUUAGAUAUAUGACCGCGAUUAAUAUUAAUCCUGACGAGGAACUACCGGAAUCUCUUGAAGAUAUUUUAUAUGACAGGGAUACUUUGACUAAUGCUAUGGCGGCAACCCACGAUUCCCAUAUGCAGGCGAUAGAUGGCAGAGAAGACGUUUUGGUACAUAGAGCUAGAGGGUGGUUAGACAACAUGCUAACCGACAUGACCAAGCAUGAAAUAAAGAGAAACCGAUACAAGAUCUUGGAGAUAAAUCAUUUCUUGGAUAUACAGAGGGAAGAGUUCGAGGAUCUUACUACGGACUCUAUUGACUUACCGGAAGAUGACUAUUAUGGAUUUUAAUGUACAACACUUGUGUUAUUCAAUAAAUCUUAAACAUAAAUAAUA